Molecule: messenger RNA, 1763 nt
Organism: Quercus lobata
Lineage: Eukaryota; Viridiplantae; Streptophyta; Magnoliopsida; Fagales; Fagaceae
Product: cell division cycle 20.5, cofactor of APC complex-like
Exons: 8
Coding region: 184-1542 (452 amino acids)
Biological process (GO): positive regulation of anaphase-promoting complex-dependent catabolic process; anaphase-promoting complex-dependent catabolic process; positive regulation of ubiquitin protein ligase activity
Cellular component (GO): anaphase-promoting complex
Molecular function (GO): ubiquitin ligase activator activity; protein binding; anaphase-promoting complex binding
Source: RefSeq, a predicted model, not a curated record
AAUUGGCGGGAGAUAGAUGUACCUUACCACCACAAACCAACUAACAAGUAAUAACGGUUGAGUUACUAAUUGGCGGGAGAUAGAUAUAUAUACCUUAGCAAAAACCCAAACCCAAAGCCCCCUGUUGUCCUCGGUUUACUUUCUUCGUCUUCUUCUUCUUUCUUAGCAAAUAGCAACCAAAACAUGUGGGAACUUAAACCAGAUUGGUACUCCCCGACUCGCCUCCCCAGCGACCCCACCACCCAAUACGACUUUCCGGGAGACCGGUUCAUACCGAAUAGGAGUUUGAUGGAUCUUGAUCAAGCCCACUGUUUGUUGACAACCACCACCAAGAAAGUUUUCAAUCCCAACUUUAAUGAAGUAUACCGACAGAAAUUGAAGGACAAGCUGACCUUGGAUUCGGAAGGGAGACCGUUUAGAAUGUUGGUUUUUAGGGGAAGCCCAAAAUCAAGUAGAAGAUCUAUUCGCCAUAUUGAUGAGAUGCAACGGGAAGAGGUUGAGGCAUUGGAUUAUAGUACAAAGCAGUAUCAGUUUCGGAAAUUGCCCAAUAGAGAAACUAGGAUUCUAGAUGCUCCAAACAUAAAAAAUGACUACUACCUGAAUGUCAUGGAUUGGGGGAAAAACUACAUUCUUGCCAUUGCUCUGGGCUCAGAAUUGUACCUGUGGAACUCGGAGAACGGAGGUGUACAAAAGCUGUUGCAAGUCGGUGCCAAUGAUUACCCUACAAGUCUGGCAUGGUCUGGGGACGCCAAGACAAUGGCAGUUGGGUAUAUAAAUUCCAGACUUCAAAUCUGGGAUGCCGAGACCUCUAAACUUAUUAGAAGCCUAGAAGGUCAUAAUGGCAGAGUAGCAGCCACUGGAUGGAAUGGUCACAUUCUAACAUCAGGAAGUGAGGACAAAUCCAUCAUUAAUCAUGAUGUUCGAGCCCCAAACAAUUUGACUUCCCGUAUAAAAAUACAUACUGAAGAAGUGUGUGGCUUGAAAUGGUCAAGUAGAGGCAAUACAUUGGCAAGUGGAGGCAAUGAAAAUCUCAUAUACAUAUGGGAAGCUUCCAAAAUGAGCUCAUCCAAUUUCUUGUAUCGCUUCAAUGACCAUUGCGCUGCAGUCAAGGCCCUUGCGUGGUGCCCAUAUCAGUCCGAUGUACUGGCCUCUGGAGGAGGCACAAAAGAUGGUUGUAUUAAGAUAUGGAAUACACAAAAGGGGACCUGCAUCAGCAGCAUAGAUACCAAAGCUCAGAUUUGUGGACUUGAGUGGAAUAGGCAUCACAAAGAGAUCUUGAGUGGCCAUGGCUUCGGCACAAUUGAGCAUCGGAACCAGCUAUGCUUAUGGAGGUAUCCGUCCAUGACUAAAGUAGGAGAUUUCAGGCGCCAUGCAUCCAGAGUCCUCCACCUCUGCCAGAGCCCUGAUGGUAUAACUGCGGUAUCAGCUGGGGCAGAUGAGACUCUUCGCUUUUGGGAGGUUUUUGGACCACCUACUGUUGACAAUUCGAGAAUCUCAGAUCUGGACAGUUUUUUGUCUCUGAAGACAUCCCCAUUAAGAUGAUGAGAACUGAAACGGUUGGUUUCCUCAUGCUUGGUUCUGUCUCUUCUUGUUAUUUACAUUUAAUUAUUGUACAAAAUAGCAUCAUGAUCUUUUACUCCUUUUUUUUAAAAAAAACAAAAAAUGCACAUUGAUCUUUUUAGUUCCUUUACAGAUCAACAUGUAUAUUGUACUAUCACUGUUAUGUAAAUGAGAAGAUGAAAGCACAGAAAAUUUUGUUGAAG